ACGAGGUGUCACAGGUCGUGAAUAGAGUAAGCUGCAAUCACAAACUGGAUCGGAUACAAAUACCACUGCACCUUAGUUUUGAAUCAACUGUUGCAAAUAUGGCUUCGAAAAGAGACCUGACCGAUCGUAGUGGAGAAAGUAUGAUUGUCAACUGCUACAAAGGAUGCUAUUUCUACCGGGGAGGAUUUCCCAUACCGUUUGACGAGCACAUGAAACGGGUUGAGGACAUGGAGCUGCGAUCUGAUGAUGUUGUGCUUUGCAGUUAUCCUAAAUCAGGAACACACUGGCUGUGGGAGGUGAUAAGCAUGAUAGUACAUGAAGAUCUCGAAUACAGAGAGAAAGUGCGUGGUAUGGACAUGCUGGACUUCUCACCAAUGAGUCUUCUGGACUCCAUCAAAUCUCCCAGGGUGCUCGGCUGUCAUUUCCGUUUCCAGUUUCUCCCCAAAGAGGUUUUAACGAAGAAGUCUAAAGUUAUAUACGUUCUCCGUGACCCCAAAGCUGUUGCAGUUUCCUUCUACAAUAUGGAAUUUGGUAUGAAAACAGUAAGGAGCUAUGAUGGACAUGUUCCUGUCAAAGAGUAUAAUGGCAAGUGGGAGGACUAUCUGGAAUUGUUCCUCAAUGGCGACGUGGAGUAUGGAUCUUGGUUCGACCACACUCUGGGGUGGCAACAAGCAAUAGAAGAUAAUCCCGAUCUGGAAAUAUUCCUGUUGAAAUAUGAAGACAUGAAACAUGAUCCUGUUUCAUCGAUACAAAAACUAAGCAAAUAUUUAGAUAAACCAUGUAAUGUGGAGAGAGCGCAGGCGAUUGCGGACGCCUGCAGCUUUUCCAACAUCAAGAAAGUCAGUUCAGGAACCAAGGCUGAUGGCGUUGGAUGGAAGGAAGGGGGAUAUGUUCAGGAAGGGUGA
Haliotis rubra (blacklip abalone) is the source of this 905-nucleotide messenger RNA. RefSeq names its product sulfotransferase 1B1-like. Bases 99 to 905 code for a protein of 268 amino acids. Gene Ontology annotation, cellular component: cytoplasm. The record is from RefSeq and is a predicted model, not a curated record. The transcript has 5 exons. Gene Ontology annotation, molecular function: sulfotransferase activity. NCBI's taxonomy places the organism in Eukaryota, Metazoa, Mollusca, Gastropoda, Lepetellida, Haliotidae. Gene Ontology annotation, biological process: sulfation.